AUGGACCCAGAUAAGCAAGAUGCUCUUAAUGGUAUUGAGAAUUCCAUUUAUAGAACAGCCUUCAAGUUACGAUCCGUGCAAACUCUGUGUCAAUUGGACCUGAUUGACAGCUACUUAAUCCAGCAUCUCCUACUACACCAAUACCUCCGGGAAGCGAGGACAGGCUCCCUCUCGGUGCAGCAGCUCUUCCAGGCCCUCCAGGGACUGUUUCAGAGAGUCAGGGUAGAAACACCAGGGCAGGUGCUUCCUCGAGCUUCGGAACUCACCCUGAGCCUCCUCACAGCGAUGUACGACAGCCUGGGGACCGGUGUUCUCAAGCUUGCGCCGGCUGCUGCUGCCCUGAUUGCCCUCUCCGGGGACAGUCCUCUCACAAAAUACAGAGCUCUUUUUCAGCUCUAUGCAGACAAUGCCAGAGGGCCCGGUGAGUCUGGGGCAUGCAUGACUCGAAGGGUGUUGAGGAACCUACUAACUGACCUACAGCAGAUCCCAACGGUGGUGGGCGAGAGCCGUGCUCUUUGCUCUGUGGAAAGUGCUACCCGCAGCUGUUUCCAAGGGGUGUUGAGCCCAGCCAUCAAAGAAGAGAAAUUCUUAAGUUGGUUGCAGUCUGAGCCGCCCAUCCUCCUCUGGUUGCCCAUCUUCUACCGACUGUCAGUCUCUGAGAUGGUCACUCACCCCGUGCGGUGUGGCAUCUGCAGGAACUUCCCCAUCACGGGCCUCAGGUAUCGCUGCCUGAAGUGUUUCAACUUUGACAUCUGCCAGGUGUGUUUCUUAUUCGGCCUUCACAGCAAGUCCCACCAGAAGUCUCAUCCUGUGAUUGAGCACUGCGUCCAGCUGUCGGCAAAGGAGAAUACAAAACUGCUGUUCAGGACCCUCAGGAACAACCUUCUCCAAGGGCGCUGCAGGAGGAAAGAAACGGAGAGAAGGCGGUGGCUGCUGGACCAAGGGGAUCCAAAGUGCGUCAGAAACCAUGCGCACGCAAGGGUCCUCAGACAACAGUUAAACCGAUGCAAAGACAAAUUGCAAGCUAUAUAUGCCUCCCAAGAAGAAAAAAGUUGCAGAUUGGAAAUCAAGAUUCACCAGCUCAAAACUAACCAGGAGAAUCUGUGGACCAAGCUACAGCAGAUGGGACAGGAGCUCCAGGCAGUGUUGCAACCACUUCACGCUUUAUCUUCUUCCUAUCAAAGUUUGACUUCCAAGAAUGACCAUUCUCUGGCUCAAAGGUCUUGGAAUAAAGGAGAGUCCUUUCAGACCAAGAAUAUUGCUGAGGAGGGCUCUGACUGGGAAUCUGUGCCUAACCCAACCGUGCUUAGCAGAAGUCACCCAUGUCAAACAAUUACGGAGCAUGCUCUACCAAAUCCAGAAACGCCCAAAGCCACUUUGAAGCAGAGGUCAGUGCAAAACAGUGCGGCACAGAGCCAAUCCCCAAAGAUGCUGAAGGAAACCCUGCUCAGUGCUCAGGAGGGAGUGCUGGAGGACACCCCCCAGUUUGUCCCUGCUGAAAUCAGCAGUUCUGGCCGGGCAUCGGCUGAAAGGAAAGCGACCACUAAUAUUGAGGAGAGAAAGGAUGAGCUGGAGGAAGAAGAACUGCUGUCAAGAUGUAUGGAUGCCUUCACUCUUGAAAUGCCAUCAGGUCCAAGGUCUUCAGGAAACACGAGCCUCUAUGGUGGAGCUGAGGAGGUGAGCAGGGCCUUCUCUGCCCUGAUUGAUCACAUCACCUUGCCCAACUUGAAGUGA
Molecule: messenger RNA, 1734 nt
Organism: Echinops telfairi (small Madagascar hedgehog)
Lineage: Eukaryota; Metazoa; Chordata; Mammalia; Afrosoricida; Tenrecidae
Gene: DYTN
Product: dystrotelin
Exons: 12
Coding region: 1-1734 (577 amino acids)
Biological process (GO): synaptic signaling
Cellular component (GO): plasma membrane
Molecular function (GO): zinc ion binding
Source: RefSeq, a predicted model, not a curated record